AAGUGAAGUAUAACCUUGUGCCUAUACCAAGAUGUCGACUGAUAAGAUCACCUUCUUGACCAACUGGCACGCGACGCCGUACCACGCCCCCCUGUACCUCGCGCAAGCCAAGGGUUUCUUCAAAGAAGAAGGCAUCAAGGUCGCCUUGCUCGAGCCCAAUGACCCGUCUGACGUGACGGAGAUCAUCGGCAGCAGCAAGGUCGACAUGGGCUUCAAGGCUAUGAUCCAUACCCUUGCCGCCAAAGCGCGCGACUUCCCCGUGACCUCCAUCGGCUCUCUCCUCGACGAGCCCUUCACCGGCCUCGUGUACCUCAAGGGCAGCGGAAUCACCGAGGACUUUCGCUCCCUGAAGGGUAAGAGAAUCGGCUAUGUGGGCGAGUUCGGCAAGAUCCAAAUCGACGAACUCACCAAAUACUACAACAUGACCACAUCGGACUACACCGCCGUCCGCUGCGGCAUGAACAUAACCCGGGCCAUAACCUCCGGCACAAUCGACGCCGGCAUCGGCCUCGAAAACGUGCAAAUGGUCGAACUCUCCGAAUGGCUCGCCGCCCAAAACCGCCCCCGCACAGACGUCCAAAUGCUGCGCAUCGACCAGCUCGCCGAGCUCGGCUGCUGCUGCUUCUGCUCCAUCCUGUACAUCGCGAACGACGCCUUCCUCGCGCGCAACGAGACGCAAGUCCACGCUUUCAUGCGCGCCGUCAAGCGCGCUACAGACUACGUCCUCGCCGAGCCUGCUGCCGCAUACGAAGCCUACGUGGACGUCAAACCCGCUAUGGGCACGCCCGUGAACAGGAAGAUCUUCGAGCGCUCGUUCGCGUACUUCAGCCGCGAUCUGAAGAACGUGAACCGCGACUGGGCGAAGGUCACUGCUUAUGGCAAGAGACUGGGCAUUUUGGAUGAGACGUUCCAGCCGAACUAUACUAAUCAGUAUUUGUCGUGGACGCUGGAUGGGGAUUCGGCUGAUCCGACGGGUGAUCAGAAGCGGAUGGUGGAGUUGCAGGAGGAGGUUGCUGUGCAGGGUGGGUUUAAGAGGUUGGAGGUUGCUUCUUCUGCUUGAUUUUUAGCCUCUCUUUUGAGGUUUUAAGGCACACGGGAUGACGAUGUCGCUUGUUCGGCAUGUCUGUCUGUUUGUCUGCCUGUCUGUCGACGCGGUGAUGUUAUGUCCGGCUUGCUGGUUAGGGUUAGCUAGCUACUACUUUCGUUGAAUGCCGGAUAUAUGCUACUUUAGUCUUGUGCAUGCACUCUUUGUGCAUUGAUGGACUCUAAAGUCAAUCAAUUGAUUUACUCCCAGUUUUUCUCCAAAUCAAGCAGUCAAUUACAAUUAUCCAUUAGCGGGAGUCAACCCUAAUAUAUACACACACCCAACUAUCUAC
Aspergillus campestris IBT 28561 is the source of this 1376-nucleotide messenger RNA. RefSeq names its product NMT1/THI5 family protein. Gene Ontology annotation, biological process: thiamine biosynthetic process. NCBI's taxonomy places the organism in Eukaryota, Fungi, Ascomycota, Eurotiomycetes, Eurotiales, Aspergillaceae. The coding region runs from base 32 to 1060 and encodes 342 amino acids. The record is from RefSeq and is a predicted model, not a curated record. The transcript is spliced from 4 exons.